Messenger RNA from Drechmeria coniospora, 432 nucleotides. RefSeq lists its product as uncharacterized. The coding region runs from base 1 to 432 and encodes 143 amino acids. The record is from RefSeq and is a predicted model, not a curated record. NCBI's taxonomy places the organism in Eukaryota, Fungi, Ascomycota, Sordariomycetes, Hypocreales, Ophiocordycipitaceae. The transcript has 2 exons.
AUGGCGUCGGGACGGCGGCGAGAGUUUGCCGGAACCUGCACCGACGACGGAAUGGAUUCGGGCCCGAGGCGGGCGGGAGGCAAGGAGCAGGCCAGUUCCCGUCGUGUGGCUGCCUGCGGCACCCACCACGCCGGCCUAGACGAGCUCGUCUCGUCUCCCUCCCGUUCGGCGGGCCGAGAGAGGUGGGAGCAGAGGCUGCAUCGUCACCAAGGCGGCACCAUCGCUCUCGCCACGGUGCCGCUGGCGACGCAAUGGCCGUCGAAGCCGCGCCGGACGGACGCGGUCGAGGCCCACGCAGUCGUCCUUGGGGGUCGAGUGCCGUCGAGUGCCGUCGAGUGCCGUCGAGCGCGGGGAAUGGAGCGUCGAGGAUUCGUGAAUUGCUCCGGCGGUGAGAGGACAAGUGCGUGGAAGGCGGGUGACGUGGGCUGGUGA